GAGUGAGGUAAGGUACGGGAGGCUCAGGUCGCUACCCGGGGAUGGGAGGGCGCCUUCAGACAGGUACCGCUGGCGACUCGGGUGCCCUUACUGGGCAUCCUCCAGCAUUCUGGGCACCUGCCUACCCCUUGGUGAGGAGGCCGGCCACAGGCUGAGCGCGCUCCGGGCUGGGUACUCCUCAGUCAGUCCACGAGCAUCGCGUGGUAGACUUACACUUGGCUAGUCCUUCCCGCACUUCUGGGCGUGUCAUCAGGUGAAAUUUUAAUCCUGGGACAGAUGAAAGGUUGGAGGACGAUCGAGACUCUUGUAGUAGCCGGGUUAGGGUAGUGACCCCUGACCUCAGGUUAUCCGCCCGCGUUGGCCUCUCAAAGUGCUGAGAUUACAGCCGUGAGCCACCGCGCCCGGCCUGAAAUUUACAAUUUCUCAGUUAACAUGAGAAAACAAAAUUAUCUUCCUUUCCAAAUCCAAAAAGAUGAAAACGACUGAGAUACUUUCAAAAGACAACCAAGUGAGCACCAUAGACUAAUGAGUAGAAUCAAUAAGAACGUGGUUUUGGCCCUUUUAACGCUGACAAGUUCUGCAUUUCUGCUGUUUCAGUUGUACUACUACAAGCACUAUUUAUCAACAAAGAAUGGAGCUGGUUUGUCAAAAUCCAAAGGAAGCCGAAUUGGAUUUGAUAGCACACAGUGGCGUGCAGUUAAAAAAUUUAUUAUGUUAACAUCCAACCAAAAUGUACCAGUGUUUCUUAUUGAUCCUUUGAUACUGGAAUUGAUUAAUAAGAACUUUGAACAAGUCAAAAAUACUUCUCAUGGCUCUACUACACAAUGCAAGUUUUUCUGUGUUCCAAGAGACUUUACUACAUUUGCGCUGCAGUAUCACCUAUGGAAGAAUGAGGAAGGCUGGUUUCGGAUAGCUGAGAAUAUGGGAUUUCAGUGCCUAAAGAUUGAGAGUAAAGAUCCCCGGCUAGACGGGAUAGACUCACUUUCUGGAACUGAAAUCCCCCUGCACUAUAUCUGCAAACUGGCCACUCAUGCGAUCCACUUGGUAGUCUUUCAUGAGAGGAGUGGCAACUACCUCUGGCACGGCCACUUGAGACUUAAAGAACACAUUGACAGGAAAUUUGUUCCCUUCCGAAAGUUACAGUUUGGUCGUUAUCCAGGAGCUUUUGACAGGCCAGAGUUACAGCAAGUUACUGUUGAUGGACUGGAAGUUCUCAUUCCAAAGGAUCCAAUGCACUUUGUAGAAGAAGUACCACACUCUAGGUUUAUUGAGUGUAGGUAUAAAGAAGCUCGAGCAUUCUUUCAGCAGUACCUUGAUGAUAACACUGUGGAAGCUGUGGCCUUUCGGAAGAGUGCAAAGGAAUUACUGCAACUAGCAGCGAAAACAUUAAACAAAUUGGGAGUACCAUUCUGGCUGAGCAGUGGAACUUGUCUAGGAUGGUAUCGACAAUGCAACAUUAUUCCUUAUAGCAAAGAUGUUGACCUAGGAAUUUUUAUACAAGAUUACAAAUCUGAUAUUAUUUUAGCAUUUCAGGAUGCAGGACUUCCGCUCAAACACAAAUUUGGGAAGGUAGAAGACAGCUUGGAACUAUCCUUCCAGGGAAAAGAUGAUGUAAAACUUGACGUUUUUUUCUUCUAUGAAGAAACUGAUCACAUGUGGAAUGGAGGCACUCAGGCCAAAACCGGAAAAAAAUUCAAAUACCUGUUUCCGAAGUUUACACUGUGCUGGACUGAGUUUGUAGACAUGAAGGUCCAUGUACCCUGUGAAACCCUCGAAUACAUUGAAGCCAACUAUGGUAAGACCUGGAAGAUUCCUGUAAAGACGUGGGACUGGAAGCGCUCUCCUCCCAAUGUGCAACCCAAUGGAAUCUGGCCUAUUUCUGAGUGGGAUGAGGUUAUCCAGUUAUAUUGAGAUAGUAGGUUGAAAUGGGAGAAUUUCUCUUUUGGAAAAAAAGGUAGAUAACUGUUUAAAAAAUACAUGUCUAUUUGUCAAACAUAAGUGGGAACCAAAGAAAAAAUGUGACAAGUUUGAAGACACAGAAAGAGUCAUCUGAUGUAAUUCUCUCACUUAGCACUAAGGAAUUUUCAUGUGCCACAUACAAUGCUAGGUUACAGUGGAGAAGCCUAGAUGAAUGAGACAAAUACCUACUUCUUUUAUUCCUCCUUUUGGUAAACAACUCAAUUUUCCUUUGAGGGAACCCUCCCCCACCCUUUGAAGAGUUCAAGUUCUGUACAGGUUUUUAAAACGUGAAGUAAUGUUUGAACUGGAAGAUGAGCUCACCAGGCAAAGCUAAGGAAGGAUAUACUAGUUGAAAAGAAUAACCCACUCCUCUUCUGGGCAUUUAAGCUGGUAUGUUAGUGCUACUUUUAAGAUUGUGGAGUCUGAGUUAAUAUUCAAGUGAUCAGACUUUGAGUGGCAUCAAGAAAAGAUGAUAUCAGGUUCAUUUUUCAACUAAUCUUAUGUGGAAUUGAAUUAGAGAACAAGGCAUUAUUCUUUUAGGGAAGGUGAGAGCUUAUUUGUAUCAGAGCUUAUUACUUGUCAGGAUAAGUAAAUUUCUGUACAUGUACUGUUUUCAUAUUUGAAGUGGGAAGAAACUUUAUGCUUGUUUAAUGCUUAAAUUUCCAUCCAUUGUGAGAAUAUUUUCACUGACCUCUGAUGGCACUUGUUGACAAAUCAUUCAAGUGAGACCAUGUUACUAGACAUGAUCUUGAAAGAGGCCAUGAUUUCACAAAACUCAUUUUUAUUUUAUUCUCAGACAGUCUGUUAGGUAAAAAUAUGAGAAAUUCAUGUACAUUUUAUAUUUUCUGAAUUUAUAAUCUGUGCACUCCCAAUUUUAAUGACACUAAAAUAUUAAUAGAAUUUUUUAAAUAUACUCUAAUUUUUAAAACAUACUCUUUAUUAUCUUCAUUUAUCAAUUACAGCUUCGUAUCUCUAAUUUAUGGUCUAUAUACCAAUUUAAAUGGCAUGUAAACCUGCCUGUUUCUUCUCCUCUUCUAAUAUAUAUCAGAUCUCCAAAAUGGAAGCUAAAUGGUGGACUUGACAACUAUUCACCCUACCUCAGAUCAUAGAGUUUGUAAAGUUUGUGUCCCUCCCCAGUUUUUCAGUCUGUUGAAUGUCGAUGGGGCAAGAACUCAGACUUCUACUUUAUCAAGUACCACACACUCUGGAAUGCUUUAGUUUCCUUUUCCCCUCAAGAUGUCUGAGUCAGCUGGGAUGCUGUUUACCCCAUCUCUCUCUUAUAUCACUUGAAUGAUAUAUUGUAAGUGAGAGGUAAGGAAAAUGUAGGCACAAUAAGCACUGCUAUUUUUCUCUUUGUCUAGGAAAGGAAGCUGAAUCUUAUAUCUUAUCUAUGCUAUUUAGGACUACUUUCUGGAGCUUGGCAGAUUUUCCUCUGACACCAGAGAACAAUAGUAGUCUCAAGAAUGGAAACCUGAAUGUCUGAGGGAAUGGGCUCGUAGACUUUUUCGAAAACAAAUUAGAGAAAGUAACUUACAACCACCCAUUCCGGAUUUUUAAAGCAACAUGAAAACCUUUGAUAAAUGAUAACCAACAGUCUUCUGUCCUAAUUUGCAUUCUCAAUGCAGAAUUAUUGGGUCUUUCAUAAAUAACAUGAGUGGUUUCUGGAGACAUUUAAGAUUGUCAGCAAACUUGUCCCAAAAUGGCACAUCAUCAUAAUCCAUUUUCUCUUUGCUAGAAAAUCAGCCCAUAGAGUGCAUUCCCAAAUUCUAAAUAGCUGACCCUAAAUUCAUUUUUCAUGCUUAAAAAUAAUAGAACAAAUAAUAAUACUAUUUUUGGGCAAAAUCCACCCUACUUGAUGAGGACCAUUUGCUUGUGCUCAGUAUUUAGAAAUGCAUACACUCCACAUUUCUCCCCAUUUCCAAUUGGGACUCCCAUUCUUUGCCAGGAGAUCUUACCCAUCCCUUUUCAGAUUAAUCUUUUAUCCUUUCCUGAAGUACAAAGUCUUAAGAGUGUCUGAAAUCCAAGACAUCUUGGCCCAAUUGACACAGGUUCUAUAUUCUUCCCUACGUAGACCACUGGCUGCUGAAAUACUUUUCUUGUCUUCUGGUUUCACAGGCUUCAGCUCAUGGGUUCCACCCUAACUUGGGGAAACAAAAGCCUUCUCUAGAAUCUGAAGGCCAGGCUUACCUCUGAUUCUGAUUCAUCCAUACUUCAUCUUAUGUAUUUUGACAGUUGGGUUCUGUGGAGUGUCCAGAGACCUUGGGUUAGGUAUAUCCAUCUUCAGUACCUCAUUGGAUCACUUUUCUUUCAUCACUUGAGUAUUCUAGCAGUCAUUCUCCUAAUCUGACCACUUUCAGGUUUAGUUUACCUGGCUUACCUGGGGAAGUUGACAACUUGUUGGUAGUUAGGCACCCAUGAAUGUCUCCAGAGACAUCCUGAGAGGCAAGAUUCCUCUUAAUUGAUAACCAGGACAACCAGGUAGUCACCCAGUCCUCUCUAAGCAGGGAGCACUUGUCCUUCUCUCCUCUGCUGCAGCUACUGAUAUCUGGCCCCUGGAAUAAAACCAUAGUUCCUAAAAUUGAGCAUCCCUAAGAGUAGCUGCUUGGUGGGACAGCUGAUUUGAUUCCCUAGCUGCAAAACCUGAAAUUGACCACUAGGUGACAGAAUGUUUGCCAGUAUCCUCCCAAAACAAGUUAAAACUUAAGUGAAAAUCAUUCCGCUUUUGAAUCUUAAAAGCUAGAAGAAACCAUAAUGUAAUAUUCUUUUUAAACCCUCUUAUUUUAUAACUAAAUAAAUAAUCACAGAAAAGAAUGAUCUGAACAAGAACAGCUGAGGCUAAAACCCAAGACUGCCGUGACUCCUAGUCCAAUGUCUGUUUCACAUCACAACACAGUAUCUUUAACAGCGCUUGAGAUGCUUAACAGAGAAGGCAUCCAGUGUUUCAGUGAGGCUAAGUCUCAGGAUGUUUCUGCCGCUUAGUAUCUUUUUGUUCAGAUUGAGAACCUAAGGCGACAGAGAGGUCAAGGGGAAGUAUUUUCUAGUUCAGAAUUCAGAAUUCUUAGGCAACCUUCAUACCUUUAUCUGGAAAAUGCCUUCUCUCCAGACAAUAAGAUAGUUCACAUCUGGAGACAUCAGCCUUUGGUACCUAAUUCUCUAAGCUCAAGAUGCAUCCCAUUGCCACUUUACCAUUCUAUUUCCCAAGGGAACCAUCAGCACCAACCUGCUAAAUGCCUGUAUUUGAAGUCUCUCCCCUUCCUGAAGUGACCUUUUAUGAGGCUCUUUCCUUCCUAAGGGACCUUUCCCUGGUAGUAGUGGUCUCAUUCACAAAAAAGAAUAAUAGAUGUAACUGGAGUCACUUUGCAGUUUUCAAGAUUUUUUUUUUUAUCUGCUUGGCUGGAAAGGAGACUAGAGUAUCUAGUUUUUAGUAUUUAAACUACUUUUAAUUAUUUAUAUUGAUAGUCUCUGAUAAAUGCAGGUAGUUAAGAAUAGAUUGUACUCAUUCCUUUUUAAGUUUGUGACCUCAAACCAUUGUUUUUAUUCUUACAUGACUACAGUACUUCAAAUGGCACAUAGAUAGGCAGGAUAUUACAUAGGUAAGCAGGAAUUUAUACAUUGGGUACCAGAGCUAAAUCUGGAAAACACAUUUGGAAUGAGCUUCCACACUUCAGUCUAAAAUCUCACCCAAACUUAUGGCUACAUAUUUUUCUAAGUUUUCCCCCUAGUUUCACCUUCUGGAAAGUGAACAGUUUUUAAAAUCCUAAAUGUUAUAAAUCCUUAGGAGAAAUAUUCCCUCAAAACCUAGUCAAGAAAGUGCCACAUUCCCACCUUCUAACAGGUAGUUAUUAGUUGUAAUAGCUUUAAUGCAUGGAAAAACUUCAGUUACUGACCAGUCAAGAGAAUUUCUCAAGAAAAAUCCCAGCAACGUUCCCUCUUUCCUCCUUGUCUUCCACUAUCAUUAAGACCUGGGCUAGAUCACCUCUAACAUCUCACUUAGGGAAGGCAAUGUGUUGCCAUAAAAAGACCACAAGCUUUUGAGUUAGGCCUGAAUUUGAAUUUCAGCUUAAUCAUGUGGGAUUUAUGGUGGGGGCCCUUUCAGUCUCAAUUUCCACAUUAGUGAACUGGGGAAAAGAUACAUACUUCUAAGGGUUUUUAGGGGGAUUAAAUGAAGUAUACAGUUCUUAGCCUCAGGCCUAGGAUUAAGUAAGUACUCAAGAAAUGUGCAAUUUUCUAGUUCCAUGUUUCUUUUCUAAUCUUCAAAUGGAAUUAUAGAAACCAUGGGUCAGAACAUAUUCCUUUACUCAAAAGAUUGCAUGACUGAAUUUGCUUAAGAAAAAAAAAAUUGUAUCAAGUCAUUAAAAAUUAAAUUAUAUGGUUUGUGAAUUCAGAGACAUUACCAGUUUGCCUCCUUCUCUCAAUAGAACUUGUAUUUUCAUUUUCUUGGUUAAGCAGUUGUCUCCUAAUAUUAUCCCAUAUGCUACCUAGUUUGCUGGUCCCAAGCAGUUUACUGUACUUCACUAGAUUUGGUACCUGCUCUCCCCUCGACUUCUUUUUCAAUAUUCUAGCCUUUCCUAGAUGUAAAUCUUUACCUCCUUGUUAGUGAAAUUAGAUAUAAGCCAUGAUUUGGAGAGGGAAGAAAUCUGGAAUACUUAAUUUCAUUUAAUUAUCUAUGCUGAUGAAUGCCUGUAUCAUUGUUAAUAAAGGAGAAUUGAAAAUACUCA
Molecule: messenger RNA, 6677 nt
Organism: Pan troglodytes (chimpanzee)
Lineage: Eukaryota; Metazoa; Chordata; Mammalia; Primates; Hominidae
Gene: FKTN
Product: fukutin
Exons: 10
Coding region: 526-1911 (461 amino acids)
Cellular component (GO): Golgi membrane
Source: RefSeq, a predicted model, not a curated record